GUGUCUUUCAAUAAUUAAAACUUUGAGUGUUGAAUUACUACUGCGUUGACAGUCAAACAUGUUUUCAAUCCUACGAGUAUUUUGUGUUCUCGCACUGUGGACACUUCCGGUUGCCCGGAGCUCCAUGUUUGUUGUGUCGAGGGAUGUGUGCAGAGAUCGAGUUAUCGAGUGCUUGAUAUCGUCGAAGGAAAAUAGACCUGUUUGUGGGACUGAUGGCAUUACGUACUCUUCUCAUUGUCAAGUGGUCGGAAAACAGUGCAGGGGAGACUCGGUACUUGUUAAUUAUGCGGGAUCCUGCAUUGAAAACACCCCGUGUUUUUCCGCUCGCCACGGUGCGCCCCACCCCCUCCAGCCGACCUGCAAUCCGGACGGGACCUUCACCGCAGUCCAAUGUCACCCCCCCUCGGGCUAUUGUUGGUGCGUCACCCCCUCUGGAGAUCGUCUUCCCGACACCAUCACCCGCCACAAAACCCCUCGCUGUCCGCCUCUCCACCCAUCCACGCCCCCUCCCCGCCCCCUCCUCCCUUCCACCCCCUCAACCCUCACCAAACGCCAGCAUUCCCCCUCGAACCUCACCCCCCUCUGGAACCGUCGAGCGCACUGCACCCGAAAAAAUCACCUCCAAUUCACCAAGAAUCUGCUAAAAACCUUCGAGAUCGAGUACAACCGCACAAUACUCCCGAACACCACGACCACCACCGACGUCAUCGCCUGGAAGUUUAAUCAGCUAGACGCAAAUACAGACGGUUAUUUAGAUAAAUCAGAGUACGAGGGAUUAGUGAGAUUAGCCGAGAAGGGAGUGACGCCGAAGAAGUGCGCCAGGUCAUUACCGAGGAUCUGUGACGUAACCAGAGACAUGAGGAUAUCUUUGCAGGAGUGGAGUACCUGUUUGACAAACAUUACGGUUGAUUUAUUGCGGCGCCACUCCCCGGGGUUACCUGGUGGCCUAUUGAUUGACGCCCGGGAGGGCCCGAAGGGUGAAGAGGACAAUAGCCGUGACGACUGUCCGUCGAAACGUUCGGUUGCCCUCAAGUACCAGCAGAAGACGGCGCAGACGAGUUUGUACAUACCUGAGUGCACUGAAGAGGGGAUGUACCAGUCCGUUCAGUGUUACUCGGGGUAUUGUUGGUGUGUGCACGAGGAGACUGGCGUCUCAAUCCCCAGGACUGCCUUGAAGGACGGCAGACCCGAUUGCAGUGGGGGACUGCCGCCUGUGAGGGCGAUGAAGGGGUGCAGGAGGGGGCGGCAAGAGGAUCUUCCCGAGGCGAUGAUGAGGGAGAUGAAGAGGCGGUUCGAGAGUCUGGGCGAAGAGACGAACGCGGAUGCUGGGGGGAGCGAGGAGGAAAGGGCCGCCGCGUGGAUGUUCUUCUCACUGGAUUUGAACAAGAAUAAGGUGCUGCAGAGGGGGCGGGAGUGGAAGAGCGUCAGGAUGCUGCUCCCUGAGAACAGGUGCGCCAAGAAGUUUCCGAGGUUCUGCGAUGUAAAUGGGGAUGAGAGGAUUUCUCUUGACGAGUGGCUGGGGUGUCUCAAUGUUGUCAAGGGGACAGGCUAUUCUGUACUGGGGGCCAGGGGGGUGAACCCCAUCAUGGUACUUCAUAGUGACUGAUGGUGGUAAUCGAUUUAGCGAAGAUUAUAGGGGAAAUAUGGAAUUGAUGGGAAUUUGUGAGGGUUGAGACGGUUUAGAAACUUAGUUUUCAAGGCUUUUUGAGGAGUUUUUUUUGGGUACUAGGGAGAACAUUUUUGCUGGGAGAUCGGUCGAGAAAAUAUUUGCAGAUUAUGUUGCAAAUAUCUUUAGAUAGUUUCUGAGUAAAGGGUAGAAAGAAAGUGUGUUUGUAUUCUAUCAAAUUAUCAACGAUUUGAAAUGUUUAUAGGGUAAAUUGUUAGAAAGAAAUUGAAAUUUCUUGAACUGUCCGGUAGUAAUUUUCAGGAGAACAACACUGAAUUUGAUUUGGGAGAAAAAGUCCGAAAAUUUUAAAAUUUCAUAAAUGAUUUAAAGAAAUUUUAAAUUUUUCCCAUCUUGCUUGGAUUUUCAAUUAACACAAAUGUUCCGUACUAAAUUAUUAUACUGAAUUUCAAAUUAAUUGAAAAUUCAAGUUUCGAUAU
Molecule: messenger RNA, 2103 nt
Organism: Diachasma alloeum
Lineage: Eukaryota; Metazoa; Arthropoda; Insecta; Hymenoptera; Braconidae
Product: SPARC-related modular calcium-binding protein 2
Exons: 2
Coding region: 59-1606 (515 amino acids)
Molecular function (GO): calcium ion binding; protein binding
Source: RefSeq, a predicted model, not a curated record